CGACGAUCCAAUCCGCUUACGAAAUUCGAUAUCUUGAGGAAACAACUCCGGCUCCUUAUCCCCUGCCAAACGCUAACCCGAUUCAAUGCCUCUCACGGCCACACUCAUCCAACUCCCUCCCUUACACACUCUCAAGCUCUCUUCUCCGUUUCUCCAUGGCUGCUCUCCUCUCUCCCUCCUCUCCAAACCCACUUCUUCCAACACCCCACCAACCUCACAAUCGCGCACCUUCCUCCCUUCCAUUAAAGCCAUGAAAUCGAUUCAGGGUAAAGUCGUUUGUGCCACCAACGACAAGACUGUGGCUGUGGAAGUUGUGCGCUUAGCGCCUCACCCAAAGUACAAAAGGCGGAUCAGGAAGAAGAAGAAGUACCAGGCUCAUGACCCAGAUAACCAGUUCAAGGUUGGCGACGUUGUGCAAUUGGAGAAAAGCAAACCCAUCAGCAAGAACAAGGCUUUCGUAGCUGUGCCGGUGCGGAUAAAGAAUUUGAAGACGAAAGUGGCCGAAGACGAAGUGCCGAAGGAGCUAUCGAUCCCAUUGGAGUCUAAGCAGAAGCAGCAGGCUUAGAGUGAGGUCUCUAUCGUUGUCCAUUUUGUGAUUUUGCGGUGCUUUGUGCUUAACUCCCUGUGAUACUGUUUGAAAUUAGCGUUACUUGAUGGGCAUCUCAGGGUUUGAAUUGAUGUUUUUGCUCAAAUCUCUAUAAUUUAAUUGCAUUUGGUUAUGGCUUUGAUACUUUA
Molecule: messenger RNA, 735 nt
Organism: Juglans regia (Persian walnut)
Lineage: Eukaryota; Viridiplantae; Streptophyta; Magnoliopsida; Fagales; Juglandaceae
Product: 30S ribosomal protein S17, chloroplastic-like
Exons: 1
Coding region: 86-565 (159 amino acids)
Biological process (GO): translation
Cellular component (GO): ribosome
Molecular function (GO): structural constituent of ribosome
Source: RefSeq, a predicted model, not a curated record